Eutrema salsugineum is the source of this 1978-nucleotide messenger RNA. Its product is annotated as serine/threonine-protein kinase GRIK2. Lineage: Eukaryota; Viridiplantae; Streptophyta; Magnoliopsida; Brassicales; Brassicaceae. Gene Ontology annotation, molecular function: ATP binding; protein serine/threonine kinase activity. Gene Ontology annotation, biological process: protein phosphorylation; intracellular signal transduction. The record is from RefSeq and is a predicted model, not a curated record. Bases 523 to 1776 code for a protein of 417 amino acids. Gene Ontology annotation, cellular component: cytoplasm. The transcript has 13 exons.
GAAUCUCGAUCAAAGGCUUCUCGUAGCUCUUUUUUUGUGUCUAAUCUCACGCACGACGCAGCGAGAGAGCCCUUACCUUGCGACCAAAAAUAUUCCAUUUUUUCUUUUUUUGUAUCUUCUUCGUCUUCUCCGUCUUCUCCGAUCGAAUUCUCCAAAUCAGCUUGAAUAAGCUUUUAUUUCAUCUUGACUUUAUUGGCGGUUGUUGUUGAAGCUGUGUAGCUCUUAAUAAUAGGGGCUAUGCAGUCAACGAGUUGCUGGUCUUGAAGACGAAGGCGAGGAACUGAGAUAAAUAUCACAAAAAAACAUAUUUAUAAGGUUGCAUUUUUAGGCAUGUCGCGUUUCGAAUGCAGUGGUUAUGAUAUCUCAAGUUGCUUAAUUCAUCUCGCUGAAUGGCAUCCUUUGGAAUAGACAAGUUUAUCGGGCUUGAAGCCCUCUAAACCCCUUUUUGUCGCGGGGUUACUCACAGCACGUUAUAUUUAAUCAUACAGCAAAAUUUUUUAGUUUUUUUGAGGGAAGUAGAUCAUGUUUCGUGAUGGUUUUUUGUUUGCCCGUACAAUGGGUUGCUUUGGAUGCUUUGGCGCUUCUGCUAGAACCCGUCAAUAUCCAGAGCCUGAGGAAAAUGAUACAAAUUCAUGUAGUAGUGAUGGAGUUGAGAGAAGAGAUGACGAUGAAGAAGAUGAAGAAGAAGUAGAGCAGAAGAGCCGCUCUAAAAGAUCCGAGGAAAUUUUGAAAUAUAGAUUAGAUAAUGGGUUAAUCUGCAGGCAGUUUCCAGUGAAAGAAACUAAUGAACUUAUCCGUGGAGAGGAUGAAGAUGGGAAUAAGAUGAUCAAUGAGUAUGUUCGCGAGUGUAAAAUUGGAGCCGGUAGCUAUGGUAAAGUGGUUUUAUAUCGAAGCACUGUAGAUGGCCAGAACUAUGCUAUCAAGGCAUUUCACAAGUCGCAUUUAUUAAGGCUAAGGGUUGCACCUUCAGAGACAGCUAUGAGUGAUGUUCUUCGAGAGGUUAUGAUUAUGAAAAUUCUGGAGCACCCUAACAUCGUUAAUCUCAUUGAGGUCAUAGAUGACCCCGAAAGUGAUCAUUUUUACAUGGUUCUCGAAUACGUUGAUGGAAAAUGGGUGUAUGAUGGUUCUGGACCACCUGGUGCUCUGGGAGAGAAAACUGCUAGAAAGUAUUUGCGGGAUAUCGUUGCUGGCCUGAUGUAUCUUCAUGCUCAUAAUGUAAUUCACGGAGACAUUAAACCCGACAAUCUGCUGGUUACUAGUAGCGGUACAGUGAAGAUAGGAGAUUUCAGUGUCAGCCAAGUAUUCAAGGAUGAUGAUGAUCAACUGCGUCGAUCUCCCGGGACUCCAGUCUUCACUGCUCCUGAAUGUUGUUUAGUAUCAGGUAUAACGUAUAGUGGCAGAGCAGCGGAUACAUGGGCAGUUGGAGUUACUUUGUAUCGUAUGAUAUUGGGACAAUAUCCGUUUCUUGCUGAUACUCUUCAGGACACCUACGACAAGAUUGUUAACAACCCUUUGAUAAUCCCGGAUGGAUUGAAUCCUCUUCUAAGAGAUUUGAUCGAAGGUCUCCUUUGCAAAAAUCCGAGUGAGAGAAUGACAUUGAAGAAUGUGUCGGAGCAUCCUUGGUUGAUCGGAGAAGAAGGGCAUGUUCUUGAGUAUUUUUGUUGCUGCAAACGCAAUUCCGCCUUAAAGAUUGAAGAAGCUAAUGGGAUCUCUGAAGAAAUCUCGGAUCAUAACCAAAAGAAAAGCUUUUCAUCGUUUUCAAGCCUGAUGAAAUAGAUUGCACACGUUAACAUCAGGCUAUCACAACUCCAUAACCGUACACGUUUGCGGUCAUUGUUUACCUUUUUAUUCCCCUUUAAUACUAGAUAAUUGUCAUGUUUUUGUGUAUUGAUUAUAAGUUUUAAAAUUAAUAUGACUGAUAUUGAUUUUUCAUUUUGAUGUUCUUUUACUUUUUCGGCUCAUUUUUUGUCAAGAUUCG